AUGGCGUCUGAAGACAAGGAGAACGUUGCUGAUGAACCUUUACUUGUUCCCAAUCCUCGAAGAUUUGUCGUGAUGCCAAUACAAUAUCAUGACAUUUGGGAGUUCUAUAAGAAAGCUGUCGCUUCUUUUUGGACGGUUGAGGAGGUUGAUUUAGCGAAGGAUCUUACCGAUUGGGAAAAUCUCAAUGAUGGUGAACGACACUUUAUUUCGUAUGUUCUGGCCUUCUUUGCAGCGAGUGAUGGCAUCGUUAACGAAAAUUUAACCUUGAAUUUUUGUAACGAAGUUCAAGUUCCUGAGGCUCGUUGUUUUUAUGGAAUGCAAGUGGCCGUUGAGAACAUUCAUUCUGAAAUGUAUUCUCUUCUGAUCGAUACAUAUGUCAAGGACCCGGCAGAGCGUGAUUUUUUAUUUAACGCCAUUCAAACGCUGCCAUGCGUCGCUAAGAAGGCGGAUUGGGCACUUAAGUGGAUCGCGAAUAAGAGGGCAUCGUACGCUGAGCGUGUGGUGGCUUUCGCUGCUAUUGAGGGUGUUUUCUUCUCCGGUUCGUUUGCUUCUAUUUUUUGGCUCAAGAAGCGUGGUCUCAUGCCUGGUCUUACCUUCAGUAACGAGCUGAUCAGUCGCGAUGAAGGCCUUCACACCGACUUUGCGUGUCUAAUUUUCAAGCACAUUGUCAAUAAACCUACAGCAGAAAGAGUGUAUGACAUUAUGACGGAGGCCGUCAGCAUAGAAUGUGAAUUCCUCACAGAUGCCUUACCUGUCGAUCUUAUCGGCAUGAAUUGUCGCCUAAUGUGUCAGUACAUAAGGUUUGUUGCUGAUCGGCUGCUUACGGAGCUGGGCUACGAUAAGAUAUACAAGGACAAGAAUCCUUUUGACUUUAUGGAGAAUAUCUCACUCGAAGGGAAGACCAACUUCUUCGAAAAGCGCGUAGCUGAGUACCAACGCGCUGGUGUUAUGUCGCGCAUGCGGGGUGAAGACACUCACAAAUUUACCACUGAUGAAGAUUUUUAG
Messenger RNA from Hydatigera taeniaeformis, 1005 nucleotides. The record is from the annotation of a GenBank genome assembly. NCBI's taxonomy places the organism in Eukaryota, Metazoa, Platyhelminthes, Cestoda, Cyclophyllidea, Taeniidae.